This is a messenger RNA of Pollicipes pollicipes, 2233 nucleotides long. RefSeq names its product acetylcholine receptor subunit beta-like 2. Gene Ontology annotation, molecular function: transmembrane signaling receptor activity; acetylcholine-gated monoatomic cation-selective channel activity. Gene Ontology annotation, cellular component: postsynaptic membrane. The transcript is spliced from 11 exons. Bases 24 to 1577 code for a protein of 517 amino acids. Gene Ontology annotation, biological process: monoatomic ion transmembrane transport. The record is from RefSeq and is a predicted model, not a curated record. Lineage: Eukaryota; Metazoa; Arthropoda; Thecostraca; Pollicipedomorpha; Pollicipedidae.
GGCAGCGCCCCCGGCCGGACAGGAUGGCGGGCCGCGGCCGGCGGGCUGCCCCUCUCGCGCUCCUGGUGCUCCUCUCACUGGCGGGCGUGUCGCACGGUAACCCGUUCGCCAAGAGGCUGUAUGACGACCUGCUUAGCAACUACAACCGACUGAUACGGCCCGUGGGCAACAACACCGAGAAGCUCACCGUUUGGCUCAAGCUCAAGCUGUCGCAGCUCAUCGAUGUGAAUCUCAAGAGUCAGAUCAUGACUACAAACGUUUGGGUGGAACAGAAAUGGAUGGACUACAAGCUCCGGUGGAACCCAGAGGACUAUGGCGGAGUGGACAAGCUGUACGUGCCCUCCGAGCACAUCUGGCUGCCUGAUAUCGUGCUGUUUAACAAUGCGGACGGCAACUACGAGGUGACACUGAUGACCAAGGCGACGCUUCGGUACGACGGUCUGGUGGUCUGGAAGCCGCCGGCCAUCUACAAGUCCUCCUGCGAGAUCGACGUCGAGUGGUUUCCCUUCGACGAGCAGAGCUGCGUCAUGAAGUUCGGCAGCUGGACCUACGACGGCUUCCAGGUGGACCUGAAACACAUGGAACAAAAGGCAGGGAGCAACAUAGUGGAUGUCGGCAUUGACCUCAAGGAGUACUACAUGAGCGUCGAGUGGGACAUCCUGGAGAUACCAGCUAAGCGGAACGAAGAGCUCUAUGUCCAGAUUCCAUAUCCAGACAUCACCUUCAACCUGACGAUGCGGCGGAAGACACUGUUCUACACCGUCAACCUCAUCAUACCCUGCGUCGGCAUUUCCUUUCUGACCAUCCUCGUGUUCUACCUGCCGUCCGACUCGGGUGAGAAAGUCACGCUCUGCAUCUCGAUCCUGCUCUCCCUCACUGUGUUCUUCCUGCUGCUGGCCGAGAUUAUCCCUCCCACCUCCCUGGCCGUCCCCUUGCUCGGCAAGUACCUGCUCUUCACCAUGAUCCUGGUCACGCUGUCCAUCUGCGUCACCGUCGGCGUCCUGAACGUCCACUUCAGGUCGCCAGCCACGCACAAGAUGGCGCCGUGGGUGCGGCGCAUCUUCCUGUACCUGAUGCCGCGGCUUCUGCUGAUGCGGCGGCCGCUGUACGGCCCGCGCCGCCAGAGCUUCGACCCCAAGACGCACCUGCACGACCACGUGUGCACGGCCGGCGCCGAGUACAUGUCCGGCGACACGUUCCGGGACCCGUACGCCGACGACUCCACGCCAUCGGCCUUCAAGAUCAACGGCGGCUGCGGUGCCCAAAGCUCAGAUAUAUUCGGCUGCAGCAGCGAGGAACCACAGUACUCUCCGGAGGUACAGCGCGCGCUGGAGGGUGUACAGUUCAUAGCCCGGCACAUUAAGGAGGAAGACAAAACCAACGAGAUCAUCCAGGACUGGAAGUACGUGGCGAUGGUGCUGGACCGGCUCUUCCUGUGGCUGUUCACGUUGGCCUGCGUGCUCGGCGCGGUGGCCAUCAUCUUUCAGGCGCCGUCACUGUACGACACGCGCGAGUCGAUCGACACCCAGUUCUCCAACAUCAAGGUGCCGACGAGUGACCCCAGAUACCGGGGCUGAACGCCGGCGCCAGCGGCGCUGCGCCAUCUAGCCCGGCAUCGGUCGCCCUCACCGGCACCUCCCCCAGUCGCCGGCUUCACUGUGCUUCGUUUCCGGCCGGCGAGUAUUCUCGACGCGUCGGCCGCGCAAACGUGCAAGCGAACUCUACCACGUCAAGUGUGGCGUUGAACUGUAUGAGUGGGCUUCGUGUGACGGGCUGUUCUCAGUUCCACCCAAUGUCUGCUGAUCAGUGUUAACUGUUGUGUAUUUGGGCAGGCAUGGGCAGGACGUUGGCUUUAGACAAUACAUCAGGCUCAGACUGUGUACUCAACGCUAGAUGGGACAAUAAUCUUAAAAGGAAUGUUCCACAGUGAAGAAAUUGAGGCAAGCGUCAGAUAUGAUGGAAAAUUUUAAUUAUAACUAUUGGUAUGCUUUCAUGGUUCAAAAACUUGCCUAAAUAGCAAAAUUUCAAAGGCGAAUUGCAAAAAUGUUCCGCAUUACGUCGUCACUUGAUGACGUCACGGAAGUGUUUUGUGACGUCAGCAAUGCCUGACGGCGUCUGAAAGCCAAACUUAAAGAACACCUCGAAACGCACGCAGGUUGACGCCAGCCAGCCAUUCGUGUGGUGGCUACUCGAGGAAUGCACGGCAGCAUGAAUAAUACGAUCACAUAACAAU